Molecule: messenger RNA, 3047 nt
Organism: Anastrepha ludens (Mexican fruit fly)
Lineage: Eukaryota; Metazoa; Arthropoda; Insecta; Diptera; Tephritidae
Product: F-actin-monooxygenase Mical
Exons: 11
Coding region: 42-2408 (788 amino acids)
Biological process (GO): actin filament bundle assembly
Cellular component (GO): plasma membrane; actin cytoskeleton
Molecular function (GO): actin filament binding
Source: RefSeq, a predicted model, not a curated record
AUCAAUCAGUAAUCAAACUUGAAGAGAAGCACUUAGUAACAAUGUCUAACAAUUUAUCCACAUCGGUAAUGAACCCAAACAAUACGGGCAUAGGGACAAAGAAAUCGAUACUUAAGUCAACUCAAAGUAAUAGCAUUGAGGAGCUAUUGAGUGUUGAUAGCAGCUUCAGUGUUCUCGAUGUCUUCGGUGGGAGUACAACAUGCAAAAACAACACCCCACAUAAACCAAGUAAGAAUAAGUUGUCAACGGAAGCAUUAGCGGUAGCCCCAACUACUGCAGCCACAAAAGCUAUAGUUAUCGAAGGCACAGAACAGCAGGUCCAGAUUCAACAUCAUACAAGCAAAGAAACCCUUGAAAAUAAACAAGAGGCGGCGACGGACAAUAGCAAAAGGAAAUUGAAAAGCAAGAAAAAUAAAAAAGGUGAAACCGUUCAGCAGAAUUUAUUAGUGAAAUCGAGUUUUAGCAAAUUUGAUGUUCUGCAGAAACGCAACUUAAUUCAUGUACGUUCAAGUGGCGCUGAUAAUGCACAAGGAAAAUUCGGAAAUCCACAAGGUGAUAAGGAAAUCAACUGUCGCCUGUGCACUAAAUCAGUGUAUAAAAUGGAAGAGAUGAGGGCUGAAAAGAGCAUUUAUCACAAAAAUUGCUUCCGCUGCCAAGAAUGUAAUAAACAAUUGAAGGUGGACAACUAUCGAAGUCAUGAGGGCAUACUGUACUGUAUUGUGCACUUCAAGCUGUUAUUCAAUCCGAAAUGUGUAGAAGAUUCUAUUCCAGAGAUGCCUCGUAAACCGGAAUUGAUUGUCAGGGAAAAUCAGCCGAUUGAGUUGCCCCCCGAUGUUGUAAGAGCUUCUGACAAGCCCGACCUCGGUUUAAAGGAAUUACAACAGCUCAAUGUACGCUCUAGACUUAAAGUUUUUGAAAAUACAGCACAUCAAGAGAUAGGUAAUGACGAACCGCAAAGAAGUUUUAUUAAGAACAGCAAUUCGAUUUUAUCGAAAAUCGCAAAACUGAGAGCACAAGGAGUUAAUUCUGAUUUAAGCAUAAAAGCGAUGAGUGAACGAGAUGGCGUGAGCGAUUACUCUUCGUGUAGCGACAAUGGUGGUAGCGAUGCGGAAGUCGAUAAAAAUAGUACCGAAAAUUAUGAAGCGGAUUUUGUCCGCUCAAAAAAACGUGCGGUGGGCUUGGGCCCAGCCAUGCACGAUAUAAAAACGAAAUUUGAGAAGGGUCACUUAAUAUCUAAAGAGGAACGGCGGGAGGAACGUAAACAAGAAAUACAAAAUAUACGAUCGCGUUUAUUUAUGGGGAAACAAGCACGCUUCAAAGAGAUGUAUCAACAAGCUGUUGCCCAAUCGGAGCAAGGAAUCACUGCAUCAAAUACAAAACCUGAGAUAGAAACUGGAGGUGCUGCGCGUUCGCUUAAGGAACGGUUUGAGAGAGGUGAUAUAUUCAAGGGCUCUAGAGAUAACAGUAAAGAGAAAUCGUGCAUUAAAAGUGGACUACAAAAUGAAGCUGACGUGUUUGAAUCCGCGAUUAGCAAAACAUCACGGAGCAUUUUUAUGGAAUUAGAUGCUAAUGUAGCUGCUGGCAGCAAACAAAUGAACACAUCAACGCCGCUAAAUCGACAGCUGAACCAGCAACAUUCAUAUAAUAUAAAGCGGCAUAGUAACGAAAAUGAUUCCGAGGACGUAAUCAAGUAUGAUGAGAAGCCAGAGGAUAUAAAAAUUGAGACUUCAGAAAUAAGUUCGAAAUUUAAAUUUUUCGAAUCCUACUGUCCAAUCGAGCAGAAAAAAAAGGAGUUUCGUUUUACACCGCCACGAGAGGGUGUUGUAAAAAUGCCAACUCCUGAAUCGGAUACUGAAAACACAAGAUAUCUAGAUGAACUUGGUGAAGAGGCGCAUGUACUAGAAAAAUCUCAUACAACUACCACGAUGUUGAAUAAGUUUCGAGAAAUGGAACAAAAAAGCAAUGGUAAAAAAGCUGGCCCAAAGCCUUUGAAGUGUUUUACACCCCCGCUAGAUGGUGGCGAGCGUGUCUAUCAGGAUGAGGACAGUAGCGACGUGGACUCACAGGGUGAAAAUGAAGAAUUUGAAUAUGAGGAUCAAGACGAAGUUGACGAUGAGGAUUACGAUUUAUCGAGAGAGCCCUAUAAGCGUUCCCUAGACGACGAAGUUCUUAAGGAGGCACAAGCAGCAGCGCGCGCUAAGCAAUUACGGGCAAAAUUCGAAAAGUGGGAAGCUACCGAAAGAGAAAAGGAGAUGAAGGAUGGGCGUGUCGACAUCUAUACCACCGAAGUAUUAGACCACUCGAACAUUGAAAGUACAAAAGCUAUACGCGAACGGUUCGAAAAUAUGAAGAACUCCACACAUAAUACGCAAAGAAGACCACGCUGUCAAGUCAAUCGUUUUGUGUAAAAGCUCGUCGCUAGAGUCUGCUUAUGAAUUGUCCAACACAUGGGAUAUAUUUGAUGCAAUACCGGAGAUUAAUGUUACGUCGAAGUUUAUAGCUUUAUAUUUUCAAAAUGUUAUACUAAUAUCAAUUUUAACAAAUUGUUAUACAAACAGAAGUGAUUCUAUUAUUGUAACUAACAUAAUUCGGGGUUGGCUGCACUAUUUGAAUUUUUGCACCAACCCAGUUAAUUUAUCACACCUAAAUUACGUGAAUGACAGCUAGUCGGUAAGGAUAACGAUUACUAAAUCAUUAUGAUUGCAGCAAUCGCCUUGAGUUAAAAAAACCGAUGCAAAUUUAUUAAACAUUUCAUCGACGCUAAAAAGCAUGUGAAGUUUUCCCAAGGAAGGCAAUCCUAUUAAUGCUGGAAAAGAACUGCCAAAAAUUACAUUUGUUCGGAAGCACUUAUGUAAUGAGUAUUAGUAAGACCGCGUUCAUUCACGUUCAAUUGCACAUGUAAUCCUUAUCCCCACAGCUCUGUUGUGAACAUGUUUAACAAACAAAAACUCACCAAAUUUUCUUAGGAAGUUUAAAAUACAAAUUCUUGAACUAAAUAUUAUUUUAUUUUUGAAAUAAAUUUUUUACUGUGUGGAUAACCUUUUGAA